Messenger RNA from Fusarium redolens, 1209 nucleotides. RefSeq lists its product as uncharacterized. Gene Ontology annotation, biological process: steroid biosynthetic process. Gene Ontology annotation, molecular function: 3-beta-hydroxy-Delta5-steroid dehydrogenase (NAD+) activity. The coding region runs from base 1 to 1209 and encodes 402 amino acids. NCBI's taxonomy places the organism in Eukaryota, Fungi, Ascomycota, Sordariomycetes, Hypocreales, Nectriaceae. The transcript has 2 exons. The record is from RefSeq and is a predicted model, not a curated record.
AUGGUAAAAAGGUCACUGGCAUGUUUUCUCAAGGCACUGGAUGGGGUGUACGUUCAUUCUCCCUCUCUUUAUGGAUUUCUUCUCGGUGCCUUGAUCCAAAUCUCACCCAUUGUCUUUCCCCCACACCAACCAGCCAUUUCUUUAAAACUUACACAAAGGAUGGAAUUGCCAAAGAGAGUACUCGUCACGGGUGGAAGCGGCUUCUUGGGAGGACACAUAGUCCGACAACUUCUCGACGAUGCAGAAACAACUGUUGCUAUUGUCAGCCGUCAUCCCAAGAUGCCAGCUAAUGUUUCUGACGAUUCUUGUGUCUCGCUUCAUACAGCCGACCUGACAAUACCGAAUCAGAUUGAACAGGUCUUUGAGAAGUUCAAACCACAUGCUGUUAUUCAUACAGCUUCGCCUUCUUAUCUCGACACACAUGCGAACCUGGUUAAGGCAAACGUCGAUGGGACAAAAGCCUUGCUGAAAACUGCUUUAGCGUGUGCUGAUACACGAGCUUUUGUCUUUACGUCCUCUGAUUCAGCCGUUAUACCCACGCAAGAACCUCUCUCAGAAGACGACGCUGUUCUGUAUGAUGAGACGAACGCCCCGAAUGCUUAUGCAAUGUCAAAGGCCGUGGCUGAAAGACUUGUCCUGGCCUCAAACUCAGAAGAGCUUCGGACUUCAGCAAUACGAAUACCUGCCAUAUACGGCGAAUACGAUACGAACUUCGUGCCUCAGUUGGUUCAGAGUAUUCGAAGAAAGGAGCACAAAAUGCAAGUUGGCAAUGACUCCAAGGUUUUCGAGUUUCUGUAUGUCAAGAAAGCAGCCGAGGCACACAUCCUCUCCAUGAAGGCUCUUCUUCACCCCGAGAGACGCGAUAAGGCUGGUGGUCCGGCAUUCUUCAUCUCAGAUGGCAAGCCUCAGAAGUUCUUUGACUUCUCUCGGAAGUUCUACGCCGCAGCUGGGCAUCCUGUUGCACUGGAAGAGGUUACGACGAUUCCGUUCUUUAUGAUGCAGGCGAUGGCAUCGACGGCUGAAUGGGUUUACUGGGUUCUGACGUUGGGAUAUAUCAAGCCUGAUAUGCGAAGGACUGCUAUUGACCAUCUAGACUCUGGGUGCUGUUGGUCAUUGGAGAAAGCGAAGAGGGCUUUGGGAUAUGAACCUGUUGAGGAUCAGAAUGAGGCUAUUAGGAAGACUAUGGAGUGGGCGAUGAACGCCCUGUGA